Messenger RNA from Kluyveromyces lactis, 735 nucleotides. It is a transcript of the gene PEX2, whose product is annotated as ubiquitin-protein ligase peroxin 2. The record is from RefSeq and is a predicted model, not a curated record. The coding region runs from base 1 to 735 and encodes 244 amino acids. Lineage: Eukaryota; Fungi; Ascomycota; Saccharomycetes; Saccharomycetales; Saccharomycetaceae. The transcript has a single exon.
AUGUCAAGGGUUGCUCAAUUAGAUGGAGUUUCACUUGAUCUGCAGCUCACCAGGGCACUUCAAUCGGAUUUGGGUUUUCCUUGUCCGCAGAUAGUUGUUGAAAUUCUGGUAUUCUUACUUGGGAGUAGGCGAUGGCAUCAGGGUAGUGUCGCAACAUAUGGUAGUGUUCUCACUGGUGUUGGCUAUCAAUGCUCUCGUUGGCGGUUAUUUGCUGUUACCGUGGUAUUAAGACAUCUGUUGCAUCGGUUUGAAAGGACCAAUUUGGUUUACGAACUUUUAGAUUUGAUCCAUCUUUUACAAUUUUUAACGUCGGGUACAGGUGGUCCCUCUCUUUUGCAUCGAUUGUUCCGAGUCCCUGCAGUGUUCCAACCGGGAUUCUCGUAUUCUGAUACUACUUCAGGAUCAUCAGCAUCUGAGGUUCAGAUGCUCUGGAAUGCUUCCAUUGAGAUGAUAGCUGGUCUAUCGUUAUUUAAAAACGGAUUCGUUUCUGUGACAAGUACUAACGCAGCUGCGGUGGCAGCUGCAAAGGCUAUUGCCGGUGGUAGUUCUUCAGUUGGGGCCCCUGGUGAGAAGUUUUCGCAAAAGAAUACUUUAUGCCCUGUUUGUGGUGAGGUCGCUACAAAUGCAUUUACAAUCACUUGCUGCAAUACAAGGUAUUGCUACACUUGUGCGUUGGAAGUGGAACAGUCACAUUGCCUAGUUUGUAAUACUAAGAACCCAAAAUUCUUUUGCUAA